AUGGCAGGCGAAUCUCGUACCGAGCUCAUCGGAUGGCUAAACGACCUUUUACAAAUCAACUAUACCAAAGUAGAGCAAUGCGGAUCGGGAGCCGCGUAUUGUCAGAUCUUGGAUUCGGUUUAUGGAGACGUGCCGAUGACCAAAGUUAAGAUGAACGCAAAGCACGAGUACGAGUUUUUGGCGAAUUACAAAGUAUUGCAAGAUAUUUUCAAGAAGAAGAAAAUCGACAAGCCUAUCCCAGUUGAGAAGCUUGUCAAGUGCAAGAUGCAGGACAACCUCGAAUUCCUUCAGUGGAUAAGACGUUUCUGGGAAGGUAACUAUUCGGGUCAAGCCUACGAUGCCGUGGCACGACGACGCGGUGCACCGACCGAUCCACCCGCGACGAUGGCCCCAGUCAGGGCCGGCCCUGGGCUCGCGGCGAGCACAUCCGCACGCGCCUCGGUUGGCCGCAAAACCCCAGUCGGCAGUGCGAGGUCGGGGUCAGCGACUGGAGGAGCCGAGCUUGUUGCUGCCCAAAAACAAGUCCAAGAACUUUCGGCACAUCUCGAGGGCCUAGAAAAGGAGCGAGACUUUUACUUUGCCAAGUUGCGAGAUAUCGAGAUUCUGGCUCAGCAGCAAAUAGAGACUCUCGAGGCUGAAGGCAAAUCUGAUGAGACUUUGUCCGCGAUCCAGAAGAUUUUGUACUCGACCGAGGAGGGCUUCGAGGUACCGGAACAAGCUGCACUAGACGAAGAAGAAACCUUUUAG
Rhizoctonia solani is the source of this 747-nucleotide messenger RNA. RefSeq names its product rp/eb family microtubule associated protein. Gene Ontology annotation, biological process: spindle assembly; regulation of microtubule polymerization or depolymerization; protein localization to microtubule plus-end. The record is from RefSeq and is a predicted model, not a curated record. The coding region runs from base 1 to 747 and encodes 248 amino acids. NCBI's taxonomy places the organism in Eukaryota, Fungi, Basidiomycota, Agaricomycetes, Cantharellales, Ceratobasidiaceae. Gene Ontology annotation, molecular function: microtubule plus-end binding. The transcript is spliced from 7 exons. Gene Ontology annotation, cellular component: spindle midzone; microtubule plus-end; cytoplasmic microtubule.